Molecule: messenger RNA, 1221 nt
Organism: Lasiodiplodia theobromae
Lineage: Eukaryota; Fungi; Ascomycota; Dothideomycetes; Botryosphaeriales; Botryosphaeriaceae
Product: N-acyl homoserine lactonase
Exons: 3
Coding region: 1-1221 (406 amino acids)
Source: RefSeq, a predicted model, not a curated record
AUGGCCAGAGACAACGGAGACGGCGGGGGAGAAUUCCUCGCAAUGCCUAAGGCCCCGCCGAACCUCAACAUUCCGCCCUCAGGCUCCACCGUAUCUGUUUCUGUCAUCGACACCGGCGUCCGGGUCUCCCUCCCCAUCGCCCCCUUCCUCGAGCCCCAGAUCCGCGGCAAAGACCGGAUGACCGGCCCCGCAUACUCGUUCCUGAUCACGCACAACCAGUCGGGCCGCAGGCUCCUCUUCGACCUCUCCGUCCGCAAGGACUGCCGCACCGGCUUCGCGCCCGCCGUGCAGCAGCGCGUCAACGACCCGGCCAAGGAGUUCUGGGUGCGUUGGAUCGACCCUUUUUCGUCUUCUUCUUCUCCGAAGUGGGAGGCGGAUACGGAACCGGAGGCGGAGCCGCGAGACGUCGUCGACGUGCUGGCCGCCGGGGGGCUGCGGCCUGACGCCAUCGAGGCCGUCGUGUGGAGCCACCACCACUGGGACCACACGGGCGACUUGACGCGCUUUCCCGCCGCGUCGACGAAGCUGGUCGUCGGGCCAGGCUUCACGCAGGCGUUCGGCGCCGGGUGGCCGGCGGUCGAGGGCGCGCCGGUCAAGGGGGAGGAGUGGGCGGGGAGGGAGCUGGUGGAGGUGGGGUUUGAUGAGGAGGACGGGUUGAAGAUCGGGAGGUUUAGGGCGAAGGAUUGGUGGGGGGAUGGGAGCUUCUAUCUGUUGGAUACGCCCGGGCAUGCGGUGGGGCAUUUGUGCGGGUUGGCGAGGGACUGCGCUCACCACGGCGCCGAGUUCCGCCCUUCGCCCUACCUCCCCCUCCCGCGUACCAUUUCUCCCUCGCCUUUCCCGCAUCAUCCUCAACAUGCUACAAUCUGCCCCGGUGCCCUCUUUGCCCCCAUCCAUCCUGCCGCCAGCCUGCCUGAAAAGGCGACGAAGCCUUUCUACACUCCAACGCAAUUCUUCCCGUACAGCUUCGAUGACUGCGUCUGGAGCAUCGACGGUUUACAAGAAUUUGACGCCGAUGAGAGGGUGUUCGUCGUCAAUGCGCACGAUGAGAGUUUGUUGAGCGUAUUCUACGGCGUGGAUGGAGAAGGGAAGGGGAAGGGAUUGCUUUGGCCGCAAGGGACGUUGGAUGCAUGGAGGGAAGGGCAGAAUCUCGCGACGAGAGCCAGAUGGGCUUUUCUAGAGGAUUUUGCAGGGGCGGUGGGCCUUGGUGAGCGAGGAAAAUAG